This is a messenger RNA of Arctia plantaginis, 213 nucleotides long. The record is from the annotation of a GenBank genome assembly. Lineage: Eukaryota; Metazoa; Arthropoda; Insecta; Lepidoptera; Erebidae.
AUGUGGCUACCGCUUGGAUCAAUACCACACAAAUAUGAUGUGUUUGAACCAAUAGUUUUACCGGAAAACGAACCGGUAUCGUUCAUAGAUAAAUCCAAAGGUAUACCAGUCACGCAGGAACCAUUAUCUGCAAAACCGGUAUCGAUACCGAAAAUACCGGUUUUACCGGUUGAACCGGUACUGUCACCGAAUGUACCGCCACCCGCCGCAUGA